This is a messenger RNA of Arachis ipaensis, 632 nucleotides long. Lineage: Eukaryota; Viridiplantae; Streptophyta; Magnoliopsida; Fabales; Fabaceae. The record is from RefSeq and is a predicted model, not a curated record.
AUGUAUAAAAAAAGUAGUCACUAUACAUUUGUGAAUCCGGCAACCGCGGACCACGACGCCAUCGAGUUCUGGUCGAACCCUGAGCGAACCGGCUGGCUAACAAAGCAGGGAGAGUACAUCAAAACGUGGCGCCGUCGCUGGUUCGUCCUCAAGCAAGGGGAGCUUUUCUGGUUCAAAGACUCAACCGUCACGCGCGCGUCAAAGCCACGCGGCGUCAUUCCCGUCGCGUCUUACCUUACCGUUAAGGGCGCAGAGGACGCGAUCAACAAGCCUUGCGCGUUCGAGCUAUCCUCGCGCUACGAGACGAUGUACUUCAUCGCCGAUUCGGAGAAGGAGAAGGAGGAUUGGAUCAACUCUAUUGGUCGCUCCAUUGUUCAGCAUUCUAGAUCCGUCACUGACAAUGAGAUCGUCGAUUACGACAAGCGAUGAUUCCUCACGCGCCUGCAAUCUGUUUCGGUAAAUCGACAAAUCAAACCUCUCUUUUGCCCUUUUCUAUUUGUGUAUAUUAAUGAAUCGUGUUGAAUUGUUAUCUCACAUUACUGUAAUUGAAGAGAACGAACAUAUAAUGAUAUAGUUUCUUAUAUAAACCAAGAUUGAUGGUAAUAAAUUUGUGAGCAAGUAUUAUUCCUUAA